GAAAUCGGUCAAGCGGUCUCUGAAUCUCUCAUCAAAAGGGAUCAAAAUAAACACGUGUUUUUAGUUUAAUAUGGAUAUAGUUAACGAAAUACUUCGAAAAAGUGCCGAAAAUGGAAAUCAGAUUGGAGAAAUUACAGUGCACAAGGAUGUGGACCUGGAUAUCGAUGUGGGGUCACUCUUAGCUUCAGAUUAUAACACAAUUGACAACAAAAUCUUUAGCUCGAAACCGGAAGAAUUCAUUAAAGACACAACUCGAGAUAAUGUGCAGUUGUUAAUUAACAAAAUCUGGGAAUUACCAACUGAGCGACUUGAAGAAGCAAUAAUUGCCAAAUUGCCCAAAUCCACAUUUAUUACACCGCGAGCGCGUCGCGUUCCAAAACCAAAACCAUUGACAAAAUGGGAACAAUUUGCCAAAAAAAAGGGCAUCACCAAAAAGAAGAAGGGAACCUCUAAACUCAAAUGGGACGAGAUACUCAAGCCUCGGCUUCCAAAAGAAAAGGAUGCAAAAGAUAUUGCUUCGCAAGUUCCAGGAUUGAAGAGAAAACGGCCAGUUCCGCCGAAGAACGCUUUGGAAGAGAAACAACGAAAUUCUCAAGUCGUGGAUAGUAUUCUUAAAAACAGGAAUAAACUUCUUCGAAUAGACACUUCGGUUCCAUCUGCGAGUACGUCUUCGAGUACGCCGGAACGAAGUGGAAAAAAGAAAAAGGCGGGCGGAAAACAGCCAAAAGGAGCGAAAAAACCGAAAGCUGGUAAAGGAAAGAGAGAUCCACAUACAAAAAUUGGAGGUCGAAAGAGGAGGUAGGAAAGAAAUGUUGCCCUGAAAAAUAUUGUACGUUCGAUUGUAAAUGUUAUUUACUAAAAGUACAAUAAAUACAAAAUUUAAUAUGAUUA
Messenger RNA from Belonocnema kinseyi, 891 nucleotides. Its product is annotated as ribosome biogenesis regulatory protein homolog. Gene Ontology annotation, molecular function: protein binding. Bases 71 to 802 code for a protein of 243 amino acids. Gene Ontology annotation, cellular component: preribosome, large subunit precursor; nucleolus; nucleus. Lineage: Eukaryota; Metazoa; Arthropoda; Insecta; Hymenoptera; Cynipidae. Gene Ontology annotation, biological process: ribosome biogenesis; endonucleolytic cleavage in ITS1 to separate SSU-rRNA from 5.8S rRNA and LSU-rRNA from tricistronic rRNA transcript (SSU-rRNA, 5.8S rRNA, LSU-rRNA); ribosomal large subunit export from nucleus. The transcript has 5 exons. The record is from RefSeq and is a predicted model, not a curated record.